This is a messenger RNA of Bubalus bubalis (water buffalo), 1346 nucleotides long. It is a transcript of the gene AKR1A1, whose product is annotated as aldo-keto reductase family 1 member A1. Lineage: Eukaryota; Metazoa; Chordata; Mammalia; Artiodactyla; Bovidae. The record is from RefSeq and is a predicted model, not a curated record. Gene Ontology annotation, cellular component: cytosol. Gene Ontology annotation, biological process: aldehyde catabolic process. Gene Ontology annotation, molecular function: aldose reductase (NADPH) activity. The coding region runs from base 280 to 1257 and encodes 325 amino acids. The transcript is spliced from 10 exons.
AUCAAGCUUGGGCGGGUGUCUCCUGCUGCCCACCAAUCCCGGAAGCUGAGGCUCACUUGGUGGCUAGCAGGGCACAGGACUGAGCUGGGAAGCCACACUACCCUGUUAACGCUCUGUGCCGAGAGAUCGUUGUUGCCAGGUUGUCUAAGAAGUCAAGGAAGAAGGUGAUGGGGGCAGUGACUUUCUCAGAUGCACCUCCAGCUGUCAAGAUCUCCCCUGUUUGCCUGUGUGUGGGGUAGGGGAAAUGGGCAGCAGGCACUGUAGCAGCUACCAGGGGCAAUGGCGGCUCCCUGUAUCCUCCUACACACUGGGCAGAAGAUGCCCCUGAUUGGACUGGGCACCUGGAAGAGCGACCCUGGCCAGGUUAAAGCAGCUAUUAAGUAUGCCCUGAGUGUAGGCUACCGCCACAUUGACUGUGCUGCUAUCUAUGGCAAUGAGACUGAAAUCGGGGAAGCCCUGAAGGAGAAUGUGGGACCUGGCAAGUUGGUGCCUCGGGAGGAGCUCUUUGUGACUUCCAAGCUGUGGAACACAAAGCACCACCCCAAGGAUGUGGAGCCUGCCCUCCGGAAGACACUUGCUGACCUGCAGCUGGAGUAUCUGGACCUGUACCUGAUGCACUGGCCUUACGCCUUUGAGCGGGGAGACAGCCCCUUCCCUAAGAAUGCUGAUGGGACUAUACGCUAUGACUCCACCCACUACAAGGAGACCUGGAGGGCUCUGGAGGCACUCGUGGCUAAGGGGCUGGUGCGGGCUCUGGGCCUGUCCAACUUCAACAGUCGGCAGACUGACGAUGUGCUCAGCGUGGCCUCUGUACGCCCAGCUGUCCUGCAGGUGGAAUGCCACCCGUACUUGGCUCAGAAUGAGCUGAUUGCCCACUGCCAAGCACGAGGCCUGGAGGUGACUGCUUAUAGCCCUCUGGGCUCCUCUGAUCGUGCGUGGCGUGAUCCUGAGGAGCCUGUCCUGCUUAAGGAGCCAGUGGUCCUGGCACUGGCUGAAAAGCAUGGUCGAUCUCCAGCUCAGAUCUUGCUCAGGUGGCAGGUCCAGCGGAAAGUGAUCUGCAUCCCCAAGAGUGUCACGCCUUCCCGUAUCCUUGAGAACAUCCAGGUGUUUGACUUCACCUUUAGCCCAGAGGAGAUGAAACAGCUGGAUGCCCUGAAUAAAAAUUUGCGAUUCAUUGUGCCCAUGCUUACGGUGGAUGGGAAGAGGGUCCCAAGAGAUGCAGGGCACCCUCUGUACCCCUUCAAUGACCCAUAUUGAGACCGCAGCUUCCUGGCUUCCUUUUCAUCUCUCUGCUGUAAGGUCCUGCUGUCUACAGAAAGGAGUUAAUAAAGCCCUUGGAGUAUCCA